AUGUGCAUAGACGAUUACGAUGAUAAUCUUUUAUUUAAUUUAGAAGAGGUUUCUUACAAAGAAGGAUAUGAAGAAGGUCGAAACGAAAACUUAGAAAAAAACUAUUAUGAGGGAAAACAAUAUGGUCUUCAAGUUGGGUUUCAAAGAUUCCAUAAUAUAGGUCAGAUUCAAAGUAUAUGCAGUUUGAUUAUAUCAAUGUUGCCCAAAGAGACAGAACCAAAACAAACAACCUUAGUCAAACAUUGCCAACAAGUCAUAAAAACUAUUGAACAAUUGACUCUAGACAAUUCUUCUUCUAGUGUUAAAAUUUAUGAAUCGGAAAUUAAUAAGAUUAGAAAUAAAUUUAGAACCAUAUUAAUUAUAUGGAAUAAAAGCAAUAAGUCUAACAAAUUAGAAUAUGAAAAUAUAGUUCUUAUAGAUAAAAGAAUUAGUGGCGAAAUUAAGGGUUAUAUACAAGACCAUACAGAAACUGCUGGUACAAAUGAAAAGAGCAACGAGGACUUGUUAAACUCAGAUCAUCAAACAACAGACUGGUAG
Messenger RNA from Saccharomycodes ludwigii, 537 nucleotides. RefSeq names its product ribosome biosynthesis protein LTO1 (gene LTO1). The transcript has a single exon. Bases 1 to 537 code for a protein of 178 amino acids. Lineage: Eukaryota; Fungi; Ascomycota; Saccharomycetes; Saccharomycodales; Saccharomycodaceae. The record is from RefSeq and is a predicted model, not a curated record.